This is a messenger RNA of Ipomoea triloba (trilobed morning glory), 1115 nucleotides long. RefSeq names its product RING-H2 finger protein ATL16-like. Gene Ontology annotation, biological process: protein ubiquitination. NCBI's taxonomy places the organism in Eukaryota, Viridiplantae, Streptophyta, Magnoliopsida, Solanales, Convolvulaceae. The transcript has a single exon. The coding region runs from base 63 to 1031 and encodes 322 amino acids. The record is from RefSeq and is a predicted model, not a curated record. Gene Ontology annotation, molecular function: transferase activity.
AGACAUCUUUAUUACAGUACUGAGCGUUGUAUAUAUCACAUUGUUUAAUUUGUUUCUCUGCAAUGGAUAUUACAGCACAUAUCCAUGAAUCCCAAGUUCCUACCUCCCCAGAUUCCGGCAAUGGCGGCUUUCCGAUGAUCGCCAUUGCGCUGUUGGGCAUCAUGGCCACCGGUUUCUUGCUCGUCAGCUACUAUUUGUUCGUAACCAAGUGCUGUUUCCGGUGGCCACAGAUUGAUCCGUUGCGGCGGCGCCGCCGUGAAGAGGCGGCGGCGUUGGUGUCGUCGUAUUCGCCGUCGUUGCAGAGCCGGGGGCUGGAUGAGCUGCUGAUACGCGAAAUCCCGACGGUGCAGUACGGCGGCGGCGGCGGGGAGCGGAGUUUCCGGCGGUGCGCGGUGUGUUUGAGUGAGUUUCAGGCGCGGGAAACGCUCCGGGUUCUUCCCAAAUGCGACCACGCGUUUCAUUCGGAUUGCAUCGAUAUAUGGCUUCAGAACAACGCCACUUGCCCGCUCUGCAGAACCAGCAUCGCCGCCGGAAAAUCAAGAACGCCGCCGCUUGAUCGGAUCAUCGCCCCCAACUCCUCCCCGCAAGAUCCCCGCCCGUUCCCCGGAAGCGCGGCGGCCAGCGACGACGACUUGGUGGUGAUUGAGCUGGCCGGAGAUGACGGCACGACCGCCGCGUCGCCGCCGCAGACGGCGGCGCAGAGAAGCGAGUCGCGGCGGAGCUUGCUGCAUUCGUCAAGAAAACCGAAACCCAGAAAGCUCCACAGCGCUUCAAUCAUGGGGGACGAGUGCAUUGACGUGAGAGAGAAAGAUUCCCAAUUCUCCAUCCAACCCAUAAGAAGAUCCUUCUCCAUGGAUUCUGCAGCAGACAGACAUGUUUAUCUGUCGGUCCAAGAAAUCCUGAGACAGAUCGGACAUGUGGACGAGGUUAGAAACAGCGGUGAAUCGAGUAGCAGCAGGAUGCAUAGAUCCAUCUUCUCAUUUGGACAUGGAAGAGGAUCAAGAAGUGCCAUUCUUCCCAUUCAAUAUUAGCAGUAGUAGUAGUUGAAAGAAAACUGUAAACAAUGUAGUUUUAGCCCAAACUUACAGAUAAAAUCUUUUUUAUUUUUACCAUUC